This is a messenger RNA of Cryptomeria japonica (Japanese cedar), 1738 nucleotides long. Its product is annotated as patatin-like protein 2. Bases 198 to 1385 code for a protein of 395 amino acids. Gene Ontology annotation, biological process: lipid metabolic process. Gene Ontology annotation, molecular function: monoacylglycerol lipase activity; glycerophospholipase activity. Lineage: Eukaryota; Viridiplantae; Streptophyta; Pinopsida; Cupressales; Cupressaceae. The transcript is spliced from 9 exons. The record is from RefSeq and is a predicted model, not a curated record.
AAAAGUAAAGUAGGUGGGACAAAUCUCCAUUAGACCACAUUAUGGAAGCUACUUUCAAAAAGAUACAAGCCAGAAAGAAUCUUGUGGCACACAUCCAUAAUUUUUAGAAAUUAAAGUGUGAACUCAGUAGUUCACAGAAAGCAUACAUUUUUCUGCAAUCUAUUCCAUCAUUUCUUAGCAGUCAGGUAAUACAAGCAAUGGCUAAAGCACAAGCAAAGAUGGCAACAAUCUUGAGUAUUGAUGGAGGAGGAGUUAGGGGACUUAUUCCUGCCCAAGCUCUUGGAUUUUUAGAGGCCAAACUUCAGGAAUUAGAUGGUGCAGAAGCCAGAAUAGUAGACUAUUUUGAUCUUAUAGCAGGUACUAGUACUGGAGGACUGGUGACUGCUAUGAUAAGCUCUCCAAAACCUAACAAACGUCCUCUGUUUUCUGCCAAAGAAGUCACUGAUUUCUACUUGAGGAGUCUUCCUGAAAUUUUCCCACAACCAACGUUAGUAUAUGAUCUCAACCGUUGGAAUCUGUUUGGAGGAGCCACGUGUCUGUUUUAUGGUUGCAAAUACUCAGGGCAGUACCUCGGGCAGAUCUUUAAUGAGAUGAUUCCUAAUCUACGUCUAAGCGAGACCAUCACCAAUGUGUUAUUACCCACUUUUGAUAUAAAGCUGCAGCAGCCAAUCAUUUUUUCUACUUUUGAGGCAAAGGAAAAUGCUUUCAAGAAUCCAUUUUUAAAAGAUGUAUGCAUUGGUACAUCUGCAGCUCCUACUUUUUUCCCACCUCACUACUUUACAACACAUGAUCAAUCCUCUGGAAGAUCUAGAAGUUUUCACUUGAUAGAUGGAGGAAUUGCUGCCAACAAUCCUACUUUGUUAGCAAUAAAUCAAAUUAAAAAAAUGCGCCUGAAGGAGAAUCCGGGAUUCAAAAAUACUAGACCUCAGGAUUAUGGAGAAAUAUUAGUUCUUUCACUUGGAACUGGACAAGAAGAUUCACAAAGUAUAAACUAUAAUGCCAAAGAGGCUGCUCAAUGGGGUGGUUUGGGAUGGAUUCAGAAUAAGGGUAGAGCUCCAAUCAUAGAUGUCUUCAUGAAUGCCAGUGCAGAUAUGGUGGACAUAUACAUGGCUAAUAUGUUCCAGUCUGGUUUUCACAAAGGAAACUAUCUCAGAAUCCAGGAAGCAAAUUUAAGUGGAGUUGGAGUAAGUGUAGAUUGUUCAUGCAAAGAAAACCUUGAGAAUCUUGUGAAUAUUGGGAAGAAGUUAUUGGAUAAGCCUGUGAGCAGAGUGGAUUUGGAAACUGGCAAGUUUGAAGAAGUUCAAAAUGAGGGUACCAACAAGGAUGCAUUGACCAGAUUUGCCAAAUUGCUAUGGGAAGAGAAGAGAAAAAGAUCAUCCUUAUAAUCGUGUCACAAUAGGAAUACUAGAUUUCUAAGACUCCCAGUGCUCCUUCUUGCCUGUGGACAUGGGUUUGGGAUUCCUUUCAAAUGCCAUGGAUAUAUAUUACAGCGUUUGCUUAUUCUUCAAGUUCUAUGCUAGAAAUAUAUUCAUGGAAAUCUUUUCAGUGAUGCUCUCCUUCUCAGACUUGCUUUGCAAGAUGGCCAAUUCCCAAAGGGAGGUUUUUGCUUCUUCCUAAGCAUGAAGAUUGAAGUGCCAAAGACAAUGAAUGUGUUCUUUUCUGGUUGCAGAUCUUUUCAAUUUAUAAAUAUAAAUAUAUAUACGUGUGUGUGUUGUGUCUAGUUUUGAUUAUUUUUGUU